Elaeis guineensis (African oil palm) is the source of this 3755-nucleotide messenger RNA. RefSeq names its product serine/threonine-protein kinase MPS1. Gene Ontology annotation, cellular component: kinetochore; nucleus. The record is from RefSeq and is a predicted model, not a curated record. Gene Ontology annotation, biological process: chromosome segregation; peptidyl-serine phosphorylation; mitotic spindle assembly checkpoint signaling. Lineage: Eukaryota; Viridiplantae; Streptophyta; Magnoliopsida; Arecales; Arecaceae. Gene Ontology annotation, molecular function: ATP binding; protein serine/threonine/tyrosine kinase activity; protein serine/threonine kinase activity.
GACAAUACUUCUUGUAGCUUACCAGCAUGUCCUUGGGCAUUAACUUCUAAUUGGUAUAUGUGGAUUUUGGCACCAAUGUGUCUCGCUCGAAGAGGGACAGAGAGAAUGAAAUCACAUAAAAUGAGUCAUGCUGUGAAAACAUAUAAGAAAAUAUAAUGGCAUUAUUGAGAACACAUAAAACCAUGGAAAAUCAUGUCAAAUGCAAAAAUAUGGUAUAUUACAGGUUCUUGCGUUCUGGGCAAACUAUUUUCGGUUGGUCACCCUUUUGACUCAUUCAGGCUACAAAUGUGACAUGGGAAACUGACUGUUUUGCAUGUGCAAAUUACAAUUUUGAAGGUGCUAGUAGUCGCCAAGAAUGAGCAAGUUACUGCUUUGCAUGUGUUGGUGUCUAUUAGAGAUAAUUUAGAUAAUCUAUCCAUUGGUCCCUCUUGGAUGAUGUUGCAAAUGCCUGGUCCAUGCAAAAUGAACACAUGUGUCCAAAAAGCCUGAACAGUAAGCGCCCCACGUACCACAUUAUUUGGAAGGAGUAAGAAGAGUUUAUGUUGCCACACAUGCGCAGAGAGAGAGAGAGAUAGGACCUAAGGGGUCAGAAUUAGAUUGCUCUAAUGUAUCGCACCAAUCUUUGAUUGCUAGAUUGGAUUUGUGAACUAAGUGGGUGAUCGAUAGCAAGAUCUCAAACCAGCCAGGGUCAACCAUUAAUUAACACGUAUCAUGUGCGCCCGCUGUUGCAGGACAUUUGGACAUCAAUAAGGGGGUGCUCCUUCUUGGACAUCCGACAUAUUUAUCUAUCUAUUCGUGAUGUUUUAUUUUUAAUUUUUUGUUUAAUUGUAUUCAUUUGAGGUUUGUAUGGUUGUUCAGUUCUAUCAAAAAAAAAAAGGAAAAAGAAAAAUCCGCAUCUCCUAAUCAAAGUCAAUUUGCUCCUCUAAAGCCCAACCCUAGAAGAAGGUUUGAACCUUCUAGCAGCCUCUGACGGACCCCGGCCCAAAACCCUUCCCAACCUCACGAGAGUCAGAUUGAUCUAUGGGCCAGCAGCAGAGCGGCAAUAAGCGCCAUUUAAAUUUCCUUCGGCCUUUACCCUUCCACGGCGACGGCGAAAAGAAUCCAACCCCCCCACCCGCUUCCCCUUUCUUCAUCUUCCCCUCUCUUAGGAGCUCAAUAAGAACCGACUUGUAGGAGAGGAGAGGCCGGCGUUCCUUUCGGCACCCCGCCGAUGGACGGCACCCCGACGCCUCCGCCACCGUGGACCCUCCCGUGAUCCACUCCUCCUCCGACGCCGCCCUCCACCCUACCUCCGACGAGAUGCCGUUGGGUUCCGCCGCCAAUGGAAAGGAAGGCUGACCUUCCGCCUCCUUCGGGGUCGAGCAGCCAAAUCCGUCCGAUCGCCGGAGAGGCCAACCUCAACUCUUCCUCCUCCUCAUCCUCCUCCUCCUCUCUCUCCCACUCGGAUUUCCUCCGCCAUGUUCAUGCCGUCUUCAAGCGCCACAGACCUCUCGGUUCAAUGCAGUCUAACGUCUCCCGUGCGAGCCGUGUCUUGGUUUCACAAACAGAGCCUUCGAGGAGCACUGCUUCUGCCUCUUCCAUAAGCGGAAACCGUUUCGGUAAGACUCUAUCACAAACUGGAGCAGUUGUAGGAGCUACGAGGACGCCGAAUGUGGCAUCUGAUCAGAGGAAGGACAGUGCGGCUGAAAUGGUGACGACUCCUCAAGGGGAUUCAUCGCUUACUCCCCCAUCAAUUACCGGAUCCAUAACUACGUUGCAUGAUGAGCACAUGAACCCAUUUGGCUUGCCGAAGGACAAUUCUGAACUCCAGGUCAACCAAAAAGAGUCAUCUUUAUCAGUUUCUUCCUUUCACUUGGGAUCCCUGCAUGCGUCGGCGAACGAUCAUUUGAAAAAGAACCAGUUUGCUUCAGCUGGCAAUUCCCACGCAUCUUUUCAGAAUGGGGAAAGCUAUUUGGACACUCAGGCAGCCACAAAUGAUCAUGAUCCAAAGCAGCAGGUUCUUCAGAACAUGGAAGUGUCUGCGAGCAGUGCGAAGUUUGGUGGGAGUACUUUGUUAGAGAAGAGGAUUGAACAGAGUAAUAAUCGGUGUUAUGUGGAGCCAAUGACUCGAUCUUCAGUUAUGGGCUCUUCGUGUGCCACUACAAUGUCAGUCCAUUCUGGUCCGACCUUUCCUGUCACACGUGCCCCUUUGGCUGGGCAGACUGCCUUUCCAACACAAACGUCAUCAUCUGCUAUAGAGAACUUGUCAGGUGUUCCGGACCAUGCCCUUCCAGAGGGGCGAGGAAAUGCCGGGAAGGAAGCUGAUGGGCUUCAGAACCAUAAGCAGGGUCUUAAUUUGGGUGAAAAUUUAAAGCAGAUUGGGCCGUCUGGUGAUGCCAACUGUUUGCAAUCUCAUGUUCCAGCAACAAAUAACCCAUCAUCAAAUGUGGAUUUGGGGCCCUCUCAAUCUAGCAAAGUAGAGAAGGCUCCUCGCAAAAAGAAGUAUGACCCUGAUGUAUUUUUCAAAGUUAAUGGAAAGCUCUAUCAAAAGCUUGGUAAAAUAGGUAGUGGAGGAAGUAGUGAGGUUCACAAAGUCAUAUCAUCAGACUGUACGAUAUAUGCUCUGAAAAAGAUCAAACUCAAAGGCCGUGACUAUCCAACUGCCUAUGGAUUUUGUCAAGAGAUUGAGUAUUUGAACAGGCUGAAAGGGAAGAACAACAUUAUUCAACUUAUUGAUUACGAGGUGACAGAUAAAACUUUGCUCCAGGAAGUCGUGAAUGGCUCGCCGAUCAUAAAGGAUGGAAGGAUCAAAGAUGAUGAAUAUAUAUACAUGGUGCUUGAGUAUGGAGAGAUUGAUUUGGCUCACAUGCUUUCACAGAAGUGGAAGGAGAUGAAUAAGUCAGGUUGGAAACUGGAUGAGAACUGGCUAAGGUUUUAUUGGCAGCAAAUGCUUGAAGCUGUAAAUACGAUACAUGAGGAGCGUAUCGUGCACUCUGAUUUGAAGCCUGCCAACUUUCUGUUAGUCAGAGGCUUAUUGAAGCUUAUUGACUUUGGCAUUGCAAAAGUGAUACUGAGCGACACGACUAACAUCCAGCGUGAUGCACAGGUGGGAACCCUAAACUACAUGUCUCCAGAAGCAUUCAUGUGCAAUGAGCAUGAUGCAAAUGGGAAUACUAUUAAGUGUGGCCGCCCAUCAGACAUCUGGUCUCUUGGCUGCAUUCUUUACCAGAUGGUAUAUGGCAAGACACCAUUUGCGGAUUACAAGACCUUUUGGGCCAAGUUCAAAGUUGUUACAGAUAGAAACCAUGAGAUCAUAUAUGAACCAGUCUCCAAUCCAUGGCUUAUUGAUCUUAUGCGGAGAUGCCUUGCUUGGGAUCGCAAUGAGAGGUGGAGAAUACCACAGCUUCUUCGACACCCAUUUCUUGUUCCUCCAAUUCCACCGGAGCUUCCUCCAUUCCAUGAUCACCCCUCAAAAUUGCUUAUGGAUCGGCUUGAAGCUUACUGGAAUGAUCCUGAAGUGUCUAAGCUACGGUCCGAGCUGCAUGAAGUUUUAGCUAAGCUGGAGAAAGGACAGAAGGAUCGAAGUACCCAUGUAGAGUCAAAUGUCUCUUGACGUGUAUAAUACUUGCAUAAGAAAAUGUUAUCUUGAGCCGCAGCCUGCUUGUUUACAAUUUUUGAUCAAUUGGUGUGCGAUUUUUUAUAAUGUCAUAAAUGCUUGUAUUAUCCUGGGCAGAAAGAUGAAUCCUAAUGGCAGGCAAAAUGGUGCAGGCUUAACU